Drosophila grimshawi is the source of this 6400-nucleotide messenger RNA. RefSeq names its product serine/threonine-protein kinase N (gene Pkn). The record is from RefSeq and is a predicted model, not a curated record. Gene Ontology annotation, biological process: signal transduction; protein phosphorylation. The transcript is spliced from 11 exons. Gene Ontology annotation, molecular function: ATP binding; small GTPase binding; protein serine/threonine kinase activity. Bases 151 to 4794 code for a protein of 1547 amino acids. NCBI's taxonomy places the organism in Eukaryota, Metazoa, Arthropoda, Insecta, Diptera, Drosophilidae.
GUCGUGUGAAAAGACUCGGGUCUUCUAAUUACCAUGAACUGGUCACAAAAUUGAACAAACCAAAACACACAGGAAAAAGCAGAACAUUCAACACAUGUUAAAGACAUAUCGUAAUCAAAUUCAAAUCCAAACGAAAAAAGUCCCCUGAAAAUGUCUAGUUUUCUGAAGAGAAUACGCAGCAUGUUGAAUCCUCAACCGAAACGCGAGAUCUCUAACGAGGAGGUCAGCUCUCCACGAGAUGCCAACUCGCGCAAAUUUAAUACAUUGCCCCGCAACUAUGCCACAAAGUCCAGUUCCAUACGGCGACGAGCGAGUGCCUCAAGAUUGUGGAAUCGUCUCGUAUCGCAUACUGAGCCACCCACGGAGGGGCUAUUUUAUACAGAUACGGGCGAAUACAUCAAGCAUCCCGUUCUGUAUGAGCUCAGCCAUAAAUAUGGCUUCACAGAGAAUCUGCCCGAGAGCUGUAUGUCCAUACGGCUCGAGGAGAUCAAAGAGGCCAUCCGACGUGAGAUACGCAAGGAGCUGAAGAUCAAAGAGGGCGCCGAGAAGUUGCGCGAAGUGGCCAAGGAUCGUCGAUCGCUCAGCGAUGUCGCCGUCCUCGUCAAGAAGAGCAAAAGCAAAUUGGCCGAACUGAAAUCGGAGCUGCAGGAACUGGAGAGUCAAAUACUGCUCACAUCCGCCAACACGGCGGUCAAUAGCAAUGGUCAAGAUUCGAUUGCGUUCACCAUUGAUGGCAGCGGUGCUGCACAGUUCGCUGGCGGUUUGGGUGGCAACAAUGCGAUGGCUGGCGGUGGUGCACCGGCAACGCCCAAUGAUAAAGUGCUUGCCUCGCUGGAGAAGCAGCUGCAGAUUGAGAUGAAGGUGAAGGCGGGUGCCGAGAAUAUGAUUCAAUCGCUGGGCAUUGGCUGCGACAAGAAGUUGCUCGCCGAGGCGCACCAGAUGCUUGCGGACUCAAAGGCCAAAAUCGAGUUUCUUCGCUUGCGCAUCAUCAAAGUCAAACAGAAUCGCGAGCAGGCGGAUCGCUUGAGGGCCGCCCGUCUCUUAACCGGCGAUGAGCAUGCUGUCCUCGGUGGCGUCGGCGGUGGCGGUGGUGUUGCAAUUGGAGUGGGAGGUAACAUGCAGCCGCAGAGCCUGGAGACGACGCUGGAGGAGCGCAUUGAGGAGCUGCGUCAUAGACUGCGCAUCGAAGCCGCUGUUGUGGAUGGUGCCAAGAAUGUUAUACGCACGUUGCAGACGGCGAAUCGUGCGCCAGACAAAAAGGCGCUGCAAGAGGCACACGGCCGUUUGUCGGAAUCAUCGCGUAAAUUAGAUCUCUUGCGCUACUCCUUGGAGCUGCGCCGCCAGGAGCUGCCCGCCGACUCGCCCACUGCCCAGCUGUUGAAGCAGGAGUUGCAAAUAGUGCAGCAAUCCACAUCGCCGGCACCGGUUCAUUACACAUCGCUACAGAGCGGACCGGGUGGGCUGCUGGGUGGAAAGUCGUAUCAAUCAGUAUCGUCGAUGGGUCGUUGCGCCAGUGUCACCGGCAAGCUGGAGGUGCGUCUGAUGGGCUGUCAGGAUCUGUUGGAGGAUGUGCCCGGACGUUCGCGUCGCGACAAGGACAACAGCUCCAGUCCCGGUGAUUUGCGCAGCUUUGUCAAAGGCGUCACCUCGCGCAGCAGCUCCAAGAGUUAUUCGGUUAAGGAUGAGACCUCCAUUGAGAUUAUGGCUGCCAUUAAGCUGGACAACAUUACGGUGGGCCAAACGUCGUGGAAGCCAUGCUCACAGCAGGCCUGGGAUCAGCGCUUCUCCAUCGAUCUAGAUCGCUCUCGUGAGCUGGAGAUUGGCGUCUAUUGGCGCGACUGGCGCUCCCUGUGCGCCGUCAAGGUGCUCCGGCUCGAGGAGUUCAUCGAUGAUGUGCGUCAUGGUAUGGCGCUACAGCUGGAGCCGCAGGGUCUGCUCUUUGCCGAGGUCAAGUUCUUCAAUCCGAUGAUCUCGCAGAAGCCACGGCUGCGACGCCAGCGCAUGAUCUUUAAUCGGCAGCAGGCCAAGAAUAUACCGCGUGCCAAACAGAUGAACAUCAAUGUGGCGACCUGGGGUCGUCUGCUCAAGCGCAAUGCACGCAAUCAUGUGCACCUGGGCGGCAACGGCAGCAAUAAUGCCACAACAGUUGCUGGUGCCACUGCCAUGGGACGCGCCUCUUCACCACUGCCCAGCAGCGCCGCCUCCCGUGGCUCCGAGUCGCCCAUUUCGCGAACACCCUCGUCAGAUGCGCUGGCCAUCGAACCGGAGCCGUAUUCACCCGGCGAACAGGCCCAAAAUAUGGAAUUCGAUCCGGAGGCUGGACUGCAUGAUCAUGUUGAGACGCCCGGCGAGUAUGCCGAUCCCGGCUCGAGCGGCUUGAGCGGUCUGCGUCCGCUCUCCCUGCAUAUGCAGGGUAUCAGUGUGCUGCCACCGGAGACACCACCGCCGGCAAGCAGCGUUCAGCCCAGCGCGGCCAGACCAAAUUCGCUCAGUCUGCAGAUGGCUGGCAAGACGACAGUUGGACGCACUGCAGCACCAACCACAGCGCCGCCACCGCCGCCUGUGCUCAAGGCCGUGACGCCUAUCCUGGAUCAAGAGUUGCAGGAUGCGUUGCAUGAAUUUGACUUCCUCUCCGAAAUGGAGUCACAUCCAAACACGCUGCGCCGCAUGCUGCACACACAGCAGUCACCCGGCUGGUCCAUGGAGCAGUUGCAACUGGAGCAGGAGCUGCUAGCGACACUGCAGCAGGAGCAACAGCAGCAAACGGAUCAACAGCAGAUGCAGCAGAACACCGCAAAUCGAAUGGCAGCGCUGCACGUAAUGCAGAUAGAGACCAUUAUGCCCUUGCAAGAAUCGCCAGCAACGCCGACCCCUGAACCGCAACCUGAACUAACCAAGAGUCGCCAGCAAACUGAUCAAAACCACCAGCACAGGCAACAAAGCGCUAGCGAGCUCACCUUAUCAAUACGCAACCCGUUUCAGUUCCAGCUGCCCCCAAGGCCAACGACAUUGCCACCCCCAGUGCCCACAUCGGCUGUGGAACAGCAGCUGCAUCGUCCAGUGUUAACGCUGCCUCCGGUGGUGAUCCUGGGUGGUGAUCCUGACGAGCCGAAGCCAGCGUCGCCACUGGUUGAGUAUCCCGAGGAUGAUGAUGAGUAUGUGUACAGCGGUGGUCUGCAGUCCAGUCACAGUUCCAGUGCCGAUCGUUUCUGUGUGGAGGCUAGAAUCAAUCUUGUACACAUUACCAUCGAACCCAUUGAGACAACAACACCAACAAACAGCAGUCGCAGCAACAGCAACAUCAGCAGCAGCAGCUGCAUUGUUAUUGAGGAUUCUGCCAAGGAGACAAUAGCUAUUGAAAGUGUUUUCAUAGAAACGGUUGAGUGCGUUAAACCACUCGAUGAGGUCAUACCGCAGCUGGGUAAGCUUUAUGUGAGCACACAGCAGCAGCAACAGCAGCAACAGCAACAACAGCAGCAGCAACAAUUGCCCUAUGUGCAGUCCUCGCCCAUCAUCCAGGAGCCGGCCACACCUACCAUUUAUGGCAAUAGCGCUGCUGCCGGCGCACCACAAUUUCCGCAGCCCACACAGCGACAGGACAAGCCACAACAACAGCAACAACCCAUAUAUGCCAAUCAAUACGAGCUGAAUGUGGCCAAGGCCACGGCAGCUGGUACAGCAGCUGCGGCUGCCUCCACUAGCGGACGUCGGAAUGUGGCACGUGGCUUGCAGUAUCGCGAACCCGGCUACGAUUCGCAGCGUGCUGGUCAAGCACCAUCCAAUGCCGGCAUGCUGUCCAUGGACAAUUUCCGGCUAUUGAGCGUGCUGGGACGCGGGCACUUUGGCAAAGUGAUAUUGUCGCAGCUGCGCAGCAACAAUCAAUACUAUGCCAUCAAGGCGCUCAAGAAGGGCGACAUCAUUGCGCGCGACGAGGUCGAAUCGCUGCUCAGCGAGAAGCGCAUCUUUGAGGUGGCCAAUGCCAUGCGUCAUCCGUUCUUAGUCAAUUUGUAUUCGUGCUUCCAAACAGACCAACAUGUCUGCUUUGUGAUGGAAUAUGCUGCCGGCGGUGAUCUGAUGAUGCACAUCCACACCGAUGUCUUCUUGGAGCCACGCGCUGUCUUCUAUGCGGCGUGUGUGGUCCUGGGUCUGCAGUAUCUGCACGAGAACAAGAUCAUCUAUCGCGAUUUGAAGCUGGACAACUUACUGCUCGAUACGGAUGGUUAUGUGAAGAUCGCCGAUUUUGGUCUGUGCAAGGAGGGCAUGGGCUUUGGCGAUCGCACCGGCACCUUCUGCGGCACACCCGAAUUCCUCGCGCCCGAGGUGCUAACCGAGACAUCGUACACACGUGCCGUUGACUGGUGGGGACUCGGUGUGCUCAUCUUUGAGAUGCUCGUCGGCGAGUCACCCUUUCCUGGCGACGAUGAGGAGGAAGUCUUUGAUUCAAUUGUUAACGAUGAGGUGCGCUAUCCGCGUUUCCUCUCACUGGAGGCCAUAGCCGUUAUGCGUCGGCUGCUGCGUAAGAAUCCGGAGCGACGUCUGGGCUCAUCGGAGCGCGAUGCGGAGGAUGUUAAGAAACAGGCAUUCUUCCGUUCCAUCGUUUGGGAUGACCUGUUGCUGCGCAAGGUCAAGCCACCAUUUGUACCCACAAUUAACCAUUUGGAGGAUGUCUCGAACUUUGAUGAGGAGUUCACGUCGGAGAAGGCGCAUCUGACGCCGCCAAAGGAGCCGCGACACCUGUCCGACGACGAACAGUUGCUCUUCCAGGACUUUUCAUACACGGCCGAGUGGUGUUAAUCCCGCUCAUUAUUCUUAAUGGAUCCCAGGGCCCUGGGCCUAGCUCAGUUAAAUAAGUUGUAUAAUGCUUUUACACAUGUGCAGCGAUUUGUUUAGCCACAUGAAUCGAAGGAUAUACCCCGAUACAUAUAUACUAUAUAUAUUUGCAAACCGUGUGCAUGUUUUGCUCAGAAGCAUUAACCAAAUUGCCUAGAAUAUUCUACAUUCAUGUAAAACUUGGAUCAUCAAUCAUACAUACAUCAUAUACAGUCAGUCAUCAUCGAUUUUCCAGAGCUGCUAAAAUUGAUAUAUAGUACACACAUUAUCUCAUUAUCAUUAUCAUUAUCAUUGUACAGCAUAUGAACAUUUAAGAAAGUAGUAUUUUAUUUCGAUUGCUUUAUCCUAAAUCAAAUAUUGAAUAGUCUGACGAACCUUUGGAAAGCCUUAAACAUAAAUGUUGUAGAUUUUUUGGACAGAUUUUUUUCAGAAGCCCGGUUCUAUAUUUUAUAGAUGAUUGUUGAAAUAUUGAAGAAAAAAGAUAAGAACCAUAUUUAUACACAGCUAUUUUACAAGCGCCAGUAGAUGAGUUUAAGGGCAAUAACAGAAACAUACAUAAACAGAAUAACAAAUAGAAAAACACUUGCAUAUUUUCAUAUUAAACAUACAAAUCACAUUCAAAAUGUUGAGAGAACAAAUGAAAAAAGUCAUAAUAUUGUAUGCACUCUAAUAAAUUAUAGGUAGAUACAUAUAGACAUACAUAAAAUACAUAUAAGAACGAUUAAACGAGCUCAUACAUACAUACAUUUAUACAUAACACACAUACAAUAACAACAACAACAAAAACAAUAACAACAACAAAAUAUUUACAAUUUUAAAACUGUAUAUUUUUUUCAAGUUCAGUCAACUCCUCAGCCCAUUGCCCGAGUUGAAAUAUUAUAUUAGUUAUAAAUGCUUAUACAUUUGUUAUUUAUUAUUGUACUUUAAAACAAAAACGAAAAGAAAACACAAACAUAAAAACUGUAUUGCUUUGAGCAUUUUUUGAAUUUUUUUAAACAUUUUAAUUCAAUUUCUUAUUGAAAAUGAUUGUUUGUAUGCGGCGCACGCUUUAAAAAAAAAACAAAAACAAAACAAGAAAGAAAACAUGAACCUCUGACAGGAGAAAUGUAUGAGAAAUGCCCAACAAGAAAAUUUAUUAGUGGUAUUCUCAUCAAUUGCAUGCAAUCAGAUUGUUAAUACACUUAAGAUAUAUAUUGUAUAUUUAGUGUUAUUUUUAAUUUUGUAGCUAAGUUAUAGUAUUCGAUAAUUGAAAUUUAGGUAUAAGUUACACAAUAAUGUCAUGAUAAUUAUAUUACGAUUAUUGAUUACAACUAUGAUUAUAAAUAUGAAUAUGAUUACGAUUAUAAUUAUGAUUACGCACGCGCCCAAUGCAGCGAGUUCUAUUGUCAUUUAUUAUGUGCAUAGUCCUCAGGCAACACUUAGGAUCGUUUGAAAUUGUAGUUGAUGAACAUCGAGCAGCUAAUUUGCCAACAUGCUAAAGCAUUGAUUUGCCCAGCCUAUGGGGCUAUGCACAUAAUUGUUAUUUAUGCAACUAUGAUAUGAUUUUUUAAUAAAUGUAUCUAUCGCUAUU